Clupea harengus (Atlantic herring) is the source of this 2269-nucleotide messenger RNA. Its product is annotated as coiled-coil domain-containing protein 27. The record is from RefSeq and is a predicted model, not a curated record. Lineage: Eukaryota; Metazoa; Chordata; Actinopteri; Clupeiformes; Clupeidae.
AACGAGCAGGAACAAAUCCAGCGUCCUAAAACGGCUCUUCAGAGCGGAAGCAGAAGUCGUAACAUUCGGCCACUCCUGCGGCAAACAUGCUGGGCUCCUCCAGGCCCCUCCAGGCAGCACCAGACUGGAGUAGCGCCUCCAGGCCACUUGAGGCAGCACCAGACUGGGGAAGCGCCUCCAGGCCCCUUGAGGCAUCACCAGACUGGGGAAGCGCCUCCAGGCCCCUUGAGGCAUCACCAGACUGGGGAAGGCCUGAAGCCCAGCUCAGACUUUGGCAGGUUCCUGGUUCCUCCUCACAAGGAGGUGCUGGGUGUGUCGAGGUUGACCCAAACAUCCCCAGCUGAUGCAGAUCCACACACAGACACACAUCAGAACGGGGCCAGUGAAGCCAAGGAGGAUACAACCCCAUGGUACCUCACUCUCCUAAAGGAAAAGGAGCAGUCUGUGCUGAAGCUCGGAAAUGAAAUCACACGCCUGUCCAGGUUUGAGAGUGAGUGUGUGAAGAAGGAUAGUGAGAUCAUGGCACUGCAGGAGAAGCUGCAGCUGCGACAGACCAAUGAGAAUGUGGUUCGAGCCCAGGCAGAACUGAUCCUGGAUCUGACUGAGGAGGUCAGGCGGCUGCGCAGAGCAGACGAGGAGCUGCAGCAGAAGAAUCAGCACAUUGCUGACCUACAACAGGAAGUGACACGCCUGACGGAAGGGCCACUGCUGCAGAAGAAUCAGCACAUUGCUGACCCACAACAGGAAGUGACACACCUGAGGGAAGGGCCGCUACUGCAGAAGGACCUCCAUGUGUCUGGCAUACAACAGGACGACACCCAACAGCACAACCCUGACCUACAACAGGAAGUGACACGCCUGAGGGAGGAGCCACCAGAGUGGGAGGAGCCCCCCGCUGAAGCAGGAACCACAUUUAUGGAGAUGGAGACUACGCAUGAGAGCCUUCAGACUUGCCGGUCAGAACUGCUCUACAGUAAGGGAGAUGAGCCCGACAACAGCAAAGACAACGAUGAGCUCGCAAAUGCGGAGAACAAGCUAAUCGCUGCCCUGGAGAAAACCAAUCAGGCUCUGAUGGACGAGUUGGAGGAAGCCAGGACCAAUCACAAGAUGUCGUCUGGUGCCCUCUGUUCUAUGCGUAGAGCCCUGUCCGUGAAAGAAAAGGAGCUCCUCACUGUCAAGACUGAGCUGGAGGACCUGAAAAAAGAGCUGAAAGACAGGAUGACACAACUACAGGCCAUGUCCCGCAAGUUUUCCUGCUUGCGUGAUGGGAAGAUGAGAGACGAGCUGAUGAUGACUCUGGAGAAAGAGAACUAUUCUCUGCGGCAGCUGGUGGUGAAGCUGCAGGUGGGGUCGUCCCAGAGAGAACAGGGUGUGGUGAAGAUGAGUAGGCAGGUGUGUGAGCUGGAGGAGGAGGCGAGGGUGGACCGGCUCCUGAAGAGUAGGCUGAGAAGGGAGGCCCAGGAGCGCGAGGAGGUCAUGAAGAAGCUGCAGGUCCACAUCAACUCCACGCAGGUCUCCCUGGAGCAGCUGCAGUCUAAGUAUGAGCGACUGCGUGUGAAGGUGAUCCAGGCUGUCUACUCAGCUCCUGGGACCCAACCCCCUCAGAAGGAGAUCAGUGACGCAGACAUUUACCUCACCAUGCAGAAAAUCAUUGACGACCGGUCCCAGUUCUUCCAGAGGCUGGUGCAAAAGGGGGAUAAGGUCCCGAGCCUGGCCAUCAAUGACGCGCCCAACUUCCGCUCGACCCCCGCGGGCAAGAAGGGCACCACCGCAUGAAUGAAUAUAAACAUAAGUUAUGGCUAUUUUCUAAACAAGAGAGAGAAUGACCUGAAAUAAACCUGAAGGAAACCCAGAACCUGUGUGCUCUGAAAUAAACCUGAAGGAACCUAGAACCUGUGUGCUCUGAGAACCUAGAACCUGUGUGCUCUGAGACUAGUUCUGGUUCUUCCUGGGUGUGUUUGGAACCAGGCUCUGUAAGGAACCUUUAAACACACCUCCCUAUUUAUAGGACAAUUUAAAUAUAAAACAAAAACAAAACAAGCAGAUGAACAAAUAUCAGCAAAUAUUGAUAUAGAAAUCACAUGCUGUCACAUGACUGUGUUUACAUUCAUGUAGUCAAAUAUUAUAUUAGUGCAGAGAUAGUUUCUGCUCUGGUAAUGCCACUUCCUGAUCACUGUCUUUCAUGUCAACACCAGCAAUGGAUGAACAAGCAGCACAUAUUUAUACAUCCAUGAAAUGGAGUAAUUGGUCAGUUUUAAAUCAUUUUAAA